Dicentrarchus labrax (European seabass) is the source of this 1576-nucleotide messenger RNA. RefSeq names its product histamine N-methyltransferase. Gene Ontology annotation, molecular function: N-methyltransferase activity. Lineage: Eukaryota; Metazoa; Chordata; Actinopteri; Moronidae. The record is from RefSeq and is a predicted model, not a curated record. The transcript has 7 exons. Bases 86 to 970 code for a protein of 294 amino acids.
CUCAGUGGGAGGGUUUUAUUCCAGCCUGCAGACUCAUUCGCGGCAGACACAUUCACCCCCGCCUGCACCUACAUAUAACUUUGCCAUGGCAUCUCCACUGAAGAGUCUGGUUCAUGAUGAUAGCAGGUACCAGAAAUCCUUCGAGCUUUUUCUGGAGCGCUCCUCUGAGCAUCAGUGUAUGCGGGACUUCAUCCACAAUCUGCUGCCAGAUAUACUGGCCAGCAUUGGAGAUGGAAAGUCCCAUCUAAAUGUCAUCGGAGUUGGAAGUGGAGCUGGGGAGAUUGACCUUGAGAUGCUCUCCGAGCUCCGUCUGAAGCACCCAGGGGUGACUGUGGAUAACGAGGUGGUGGAGCCCAGUGGCCAGCAGCUACAUAACUACAGAGUUCUGGUGUCACAGAAACCCGGUUUAGAUUACGUCAAAUUUAACUGGAACAAGAUGACUGCCUCUGAGUUUGAGGAGCACUGGAAAGUGAAAAAGAUGACUAAGAAAGCAGACUUCAUUCACAUGAUACAGAUGCUGUAUUAUGUGAAGGAUCCUGGAGCUACCAUCAGCUUCUUCCAGAGUCUCCUCGACAAGAAUGGGAAGCUUCUUAUCAUUCUAGUCUCUGGUGAGAGUGGAUGGGGAAAACUGUGGCGGACUUACAGGAACCAGCUCUGUAACACAGAAAUAAGUCAGUGUGUGACUACUGGAGACAUCAAAAGCUUCCUGGACUCCAAGGGAGUGAGCUACCAGAGCUACGAGCUGCCAUCUCAAAUGGAUAUCACCGAGUGUUUCACUGAGGGGGAUGAGAAGGGAGAGCUGCUGCUUGAUUUUCUCACUGAGGUGCUGGACUUCAGUAAGACAGCCUCACCUGAGCUGAGAACUGGUGUCUUGCAGUUACUUCGGCACCCAGACUGUAGUGUUGAGUCCAACGGCAAAGUUAUUUUUAACAACAACCUUGGAGUAAUAGUCAUAGAUCAGCUCACUUAAAAACAGGCUGUAAAUAUAGUGAAUGUGAAAUUUAGAUAAAUAACAUAGUUGUUAAAUUAGUGUUAAUGGGCUGAUACAAAUCCGCUUCCACACAACCUGAAACCUGAUCUCCAGGAGCCUUUUUUGAUUAUAUUGGUUUUAUAAGAGUAGUUAUAGGUGUAGAUACCAGUAUUGUUUGUUAAUUAUUUAUAUUCAUAUUUUUAUAUGUACAAAAUUAAAACAAUGUCUUGAUUGUAAUUUUCUUUCCUAAACCCAUUUUGUUUCUUUGUCAUGAGCCACCCAAACAAAAUGUAAUGAUCACAAUGUUAAUCAGAUUCAGAUAUCAGCUUCAGAUUCUACCAUCAUAUAAUUUUUAUGGGCUACAGCUGGCAGGCUGUGCUACCAACCACAUUACACUGCUGCUCUCAUUGGAUCCUAUUACUUUGGAGAUAUAAAAAGAAAUGGAAAAUUGAACAUUAAAUUUUCCAUGGAGAUCAAGCUGUUAAUUUUAGAUAAGCUGAACACUCCUGUCGGGGUGGCUUUUGUGUCUUUGUUUUUGAAUGUUGUACAUUGAAAUAGUUGCAGAUUACAUUUACAUCACAGAAACAUUAAAAACCUCCACCUGUU